Molecule: messenger RNA, 4821 nt
Organism: Fusarium venenatum
Lineage: Eukaryota; Fungi; Ascomycota; Sordariomycetes; Hypocreales; Nectriaceae
Source: RefSeq, a predicted model, not a curated record
AUGGCUACUUCUCAGCUUCAGUGUCUCGUAAGCCCAAUUAUGGGGGAUAUUGAGGAAAUGGUUGAUGUCAUCGCAGUGCCAGGGCUUGGAAAUGUCAAUGAGACAGACUGGCUGGGAUAUGUUCACCAGGGCAUCCCAGCAUGGCUACAAGGCUGUCCUAACGCAAGGAUUUCGUUGUUCACCUACGAUCUCGAUAAUAUGUUCAUUCAACAAGGAGUUCAGGUCGUUGCCGCCCAACUACUAGCCAGUGUCUCGAGGCUUGAAGCAGAAAUAAUUCCGGUUAGACAUGUUCCAGUCUUCGCCAAUCCAAAAGCUAAUACAGUCAGAGACGAAGCAUUAUUUUUGCCCUUGUCAUGUCCAACUCGAUUGAGUCUGAAUUCUCAACCAUUACUUCUUCAACAUGCUGUGUUAAGACUUAUAGAGGAAAGGGCGCACGUCAACAACAUUCCAACCACCCUCACCACAAGCCUAGCCAAUGUAACUGUCACUAUAAACCAGGAGUUUCUCAGUACUAAUCUACUGUUCGAUAUCUCAAUCAUCAAUAUUACGUCCUUAAAUGAUGACGAGAAGCUCAGAGUAUUCGACCCUUACGAAACUAGCAUGUCUAUUAGGUCUAAUGGAGAUGACUUCAGACGUCUCCAGGUUGGAUUGCCGUCCCCCCACUCCACUCUUGGAAAAGACGUACCUUCACUGGUGACAUCGUUCCUACCCUCUACCGUUGAUAGAGGAUAUCACCGUCACCCUGCCUUGAAGCUGCUGAUGUCCGAAGGUUUUUCAAAAACAUCUGAUGUUAGUCCUGUCUCUCGCCACCCGCUUCCCUCCUCAAUCUCGACUGCUAUCCUUCCGAGGACGCUGAGUAAAAGAUCGCUUUAUUUCGCUUUCCAUGAACCGAAUGAUGUCGCAGGACUCCUUUCAUCCAUUCGACAACACUUGAUUCAUGAAUCCUUUGAUAACCAAAUACAUCAAACAUUUGAGUUCAGGGACUGGGAUAUUCGUUGUAGCUCGGUGGAAUCCAUGCUCUGUACCUUCCUUGCUAGCCUCCCUCGAUGUGGACAUUGGCAAGGUAUUCUCGACGACUUUCAUGCGAAUGUCAUUGAAUCUCAUUCAUGGUCUUGCCAACUUUUACUCUCCACCUUCUAUGAUUAUUUCUCAGAAGCUUUACGCGAACAACCUAACUUGAGUAUCACAUGGAUCUUGGCAAACUUCGACACUCGAAUCACUUCAUAUCACUGGCUUUUAUCCAACUUGUGCGAGCUCCUCAGAAAUUCCGAGCUUCCAUUUACUCUCAUCAUUAUUAACAGCAACCCACCCGAUACAAUGCCAUUCAACGAUUGCUUUGAGAUCAUCGCCUUAGAUCCGGAUAUAACCAACGGGCUAUCCGAGGGAGAAAGUUCAGUCCAGCAAUCUGACAAUGCAAUACUUGAGACCUUGGAACUCAUAAGUGAGGCUCCGGGUCUGUAUCCCGUUCAAGAGUACUUGCUGCAUUUGGUACAGAGCUGGAACGAGACAUCAAGAAUUCGGAAACACUUUUUCGAAUGGUUUAGACUUCGAAAGAACCAAAUCUUGCCGCUCGAUGUGGAGCAACUUCUAAAUUAUUCUCAUGUGACAGAAGCCCAUCUUUUUCGACGCAUUUGGUUGCCGUCAAGAACUAUGAAAGUCCUGCGAGAACAGACAUUUUUGGCUGCCAGCCUACUUUGCCAUGCGUUACAUCCGCUCACUGUCCAACAACUUAUGGAAUUAGAGCAGAAUACAGAUUACGGGAUGAAGAUUGGCUACAAAAAAGAGGAUAGAGGUGUCGUCUCUCCGAGGACGCUACUUCUCCUUACUGGAGUGCUCGAUGUUUGCAACAACGAGGUCCAUUUUCGGGAUAUACGUUUUCGAGACUAUUUUGUUUCUGAAAUAGUGGCAAAUAAUGAAGACUCUAUCAUAUCUGCCGAUCAGUGGUCAAAACAGACUCAUUCUCAAUUGGCCAAAUGGUGUUUGCAGCGUAUUGGCCUCAGCACUACUCAAGAAUGGUCGAAAUUUCGAGCAGUCGAAGGAGACUCUAUAGAUCUCGUUUCUCACAGGAGCUUUCUGUCCUACGCGGUGAGGUACUGGAUAAGACAUGCCCAGAUGGCACACGAGAACGUGGAGGUUGAUUCCUUGAUACACUCGAUCCUUGAUGACAAAGAUCUACUGCAUGAAUGGACGAGGGCGUACUGGAGUUUAUUAAAUCCAGCGACACGAGGCAACCAAUCUGCUAUUACGCCGCUCGCAAUUUUUGCGGAACAUGAAGCCGAGUCGCUAUUCGAAGCUACAAUGACUAGCUAUGAGGAAGACCCUCGCUUUGAACACAUGAAGUUAAGGGCGCUAGAAAUAUGCGCUAGGAAAGAUAUCGAGCUAGAUGACUUAUUACUUUGGUGUUUUCCUUCACGAAACCAUCUUGUGGUACAGGAAGUUAUGGAAAUGGCUACGAAUCAAGCCAGCAGAUUCCGGAAUCCUUCGGCAAUUCUUACCUGGGCAGCCUACUACGGUUUCAGAGAUGUUGCCCAGAUGAUGAUCCCUCUCAUACCAAGAAGACAAGUUGCGGCCUCGGGCUUCAUGAUUGUCAAUUCGGCAUUGCAAGGUUCCAGAAUGGAUGAAGAUACUGGAUUGGAGAUCAUAUCGCUCCUUGUUGACUCGAAAUAUCCUCGAAUAGGGUCAUUGAGUCGAACGUUGGGCUUCUUCGCCCUCUACGAGGCCUGCAAAAUUGGCCUUCCAAGGAUCGCAGCAUUUCUCUCCAGAUCUAUCUUCCCUGACAAGCCCGAUGCGAGCCAAGGCCAGGCAGAGCGACCUCCAAUUUUUACCUUGGCUGUUGAGCAUGCUAUUCAAGCAACACAUGAUAAAACACUGAAGUCUUUACUUGAAUUUGGCCUUGAAAUGAAUUGGCUUGAUAUCCCGUGGCUCGGUCGCUUGAUCGAGUUCGCGCGGCCUAUGAAAGUGUGGCGAUGCUGCAAGACACUUAGCUCAUAUGCAAUCAUAUUAUCCGGUGAUUCUGAGAGUCUGAAGGCUUUUGCAGGCUCUUUACUACAUGAUGCUUUCGUCCAUGGCUCAUUAGCCGUUUUUCCAGAUUUGUUGGCUCUCUGGGGUGGUCUCAAGUCUUCAGAACUUUCAAGCUUGCUUGAGCCCGUCAUCCGCGCUGGAAAGGAUGCAGUUGAUAUUUUAAACUUUCUCCUUGACGAGGGCUCUACUCGAUGCGAUGAAGAAACUUAUCUUCAAGUUUUGAAACAUCAUCUUAAUGACGCAGUCAAUACUAAUAACACAGAAGUCGCUCGGAUCUUGCUCACAAAAGCAACAAUUGUCGACACCGAGAGACCAUCAGGGAAUGCCAUAGUAUUUCAUGCCGCAUUCAAUGGGUAUAAGGAUAUGGUUGACUUGUUGCUUGAGUCAAAAGCAAAUUUGAACGUCUAUGACAUAGAUGGCUGGUCUCCUGUCCAUGCUGCAUACGAUUAUCCGGACAUACUGGAGUCUCUUCUCAAGGCAGGUGCAGAUAGCGAUGUCAAAGCCAAGGAUGGAAGCACUGCAUUGCUUUUGACCUGCAAGUACUACCUACCGUCGGCCAAACUGCUUUUGGAGCAUGGGGCAAAGGCUUGUGCUUAUGUCGACAAUAUGACGGAGCUAUCCACUGCGGUAGCUUGGAGUAACGAGGAUAUUGCAUGCAUGUUGCUUGAAUAUGGUGCCAAUCCCCUGGAGUACUCCGCAAAAGAGCUUGACAGGCCAUUGCUUCAUGCUUGUGUAGGAAACAAUCUCCUUCGUCCUCUCAAGUUGCUUCUUCUUUACAACUUUUCCGUCGACGAGAAAGAUAAGGACGGAAACACGGCUUUCAAUAGCAUUACAAAUGCGACCGAUGUAACGGUGUUGAAAAUUUUGAAAAACCGCGGUGGAUCAAUUAAUAUAGCAAAUGAGGAAGGGCAAGUACCUCUCUCCAAAGCAAUCAGCUGGUCGAAUCAACCUGUUUUCCAGUGGCUUCUCGAGGAAGGUGCGGACGUCAAUAUCAAUAUCGGUAUACAAGGAUCCGUUCUUCAUAUGGCAUGUUUCGAGGGAAGUCUUGAGAUGGUGGAGCUGUUAUGCCAGAACAAAGCGAGCCUUUCUGUCGUCAAUCAUGCAAACAGCAGUCCACUACACGAAGCCCUACUUAGCUCCCACGACGACAAAGAGGAUAUUAUCGACUACCUAUUAAACAUGAAGGGGUUGGACGUCAACCAUAAUAGCGAUGUUUGGGGGGGCUGUUUAAACAUAGCCUGUCUUAACAACAAUAUCAACGUGGUUGAAGCUCUUUUAAAAGCAAAGGCGACCGUGGAUGCGAGAGACAAAAUUGGGAGGGCACCAAUACACUUCGCUCUAUACCGGACCACUGCUUAUAUCAAGGUUCUCCUUGAGGCGGGAGCCAGUCUCGAUGUUGUUGAUCACAUGAAACGAAACGCACUUCAUUUUGCAGUGGCCAGUGGACGGCUCGACGUUGUGACUUUUGUUCUGGAUGAAAACCGCGACUUCAUUCACAAGACAGAUAUCGAUGGUUGGUCACCUCUGAUGUGGGCUGUAAGGAUCUGCGGGAGAUGGGAUACGCAAGAGGACGAACGUGCGAAAAUUGUUACAGAGCUAAUCAGACUUGGUGCCAACACGCAAAUCUCUGGGGAAGGGCUUGAUCGAAAGUGGACGGCAUACCAGCUUGCUCACUAUUACGGUCACGGUCAAGACAUGAUCAACCUUUUGGAAUCCAGCGACGACAAACAACUUGACAACCCCAAAACGGCAAAACAACUCGAAGGAAGCUACUGCGAUGCAUGCUUGAUGCUUUACUAA